This is a messenger RNA of Racocetra persica, 147 nucleotides long. Lineage: Eukaryota; Fungi; Glomeromycota; Glomeromycetes; Diversisporales; Gigasporaceae. The record is from the annotation of a GenBank genome assembly.
UUGUUGCAGAGUUAUUGUUGGUAGUUGGUGUAUUUAGACUACUAGUUGGUGUAGUCAUUGUUGGUAGUUGGGAUGGGUGGCUUAGUGGCUUAGCAUAUGUGAAUCGUGAAUAUGCGAUCGCACUAAAAUGUAAAUGUUGCGCCUUGA